Messenger RNA from Musca vetustissima, 1789 nucleotides. It is a transcript of the gene Chi, whose product is annotated as LIM domain-binding protein 2. The record is from RefSeq and is a predicted model, not a curated record. Gene Ontology annotation, biological process: negative regulation of transcription by RNA polymerase II; positive regulation of transcription by RNA polymerase II; nervous system development. Gene Ontology annotation, molecular function: LIM domain binding. NCBI's taxonomy places the organism in Eukaryota, Metazoa, Arthropoda, Insecta, Diptera, Muscidae. Gene Ontology annotation, cellular component: transcription regulator complex; nucleus. Bases 55 to 1788 code for a protein of 577 amino acids. The transcript has a single exon.
AAUUCAGACAGUACCUUUUCUUAUUUGCAGGAAUGAAAUGAACUUUUGUUAGUUAUGAAUCGCAGAGGCAUUAACGCAAAUACAAACUUAAAUUCACAAUCAGUCAUGGAUGAUGCCAGUUGGAAAAACGUAAAUGUGCCCGAAAAUCCUUCAAUGAUGGGUGGCGGGGGAAAUAAUCCCUCAUUAAAUCCCGAUGGUUCUAACCAGGGCGGUUUCGCGCAAGGAAAUAUGCCUUACGGUGGCUCAAAUACACCGUAUUCGCAAGGAGGACAAAAUUCGCCUGCCGGUAAUCAACCACUUGUAUUUCCAAACGCUAACCCAACUGGUUCCAAUACACCACAAUAUACAUCAUCCCCGGCACCUUCCGGUUCUUCAACGCCCGGACCCGUUUCGCAACAAAAUAUGUCGGGUCCAUAUCCACAACCAUCUAAUUCUGGAAAUUUCAAUGGUCCUGUAGGCGGCCCAUUUGGUUCUCCUUCAUCUGGAAUGGGUCAGUUCAGCCGACCCGCUAGUUCCGGGACACCGUUCAAUAGUCAGGGAGGACACUUUCCCGGACAGGCUGUAUUUAAUGUUGGCGGUCAGUUCAAUUCAAUGCCACCAGCCUCCGGAUUUGGUCAUGGUGGCGGCCACCCGAUGAUGGGAGGACCUCAAAUGGACCGCAUUGAUCCGGGAUAUAGAAGACAUAAUUCCUACUUCAGUCACACCGAACAUAGAGUCUUUGAAAUGAAUAAAAGAUUGCAACAAAGAACUGAAGAGAGCGACAACUGUUGGUGGGAUUCGUUCACAACAGAAUUUUUUGAAGAUGACGCCAAGCUAACGGUUUUAUUUUGCCUGGAAGAUGGACCCAAACGUUAUACUAUCGGCCGCACACUGAUUCCCAGAUUUUUCCGCAGCAUUUACGAAGGAGGAGUAUCCGAUUUAUACUUCCAAUUGAAACACGCCAAGGAAUCAUUUCACAAUACAUCAAUAACAUUGGACUGUGAUCAGUGCACCGUUAUAACCCAACAUGGUAAGCCGUUCUUCACCAAAGUCUGUGCAGAUGCCCGUCUCAUAUUGGAAUUUAUGUAUGACGAUUACAUGCGAAUAAAAUCAUGGCACAUGACAAUCAAGGGCCACAGGGAACUUAUACCUAGAUCAGUAAUUGGAACUUCUUUACCAUCGGAUCCAAUGAUUCUUGAACAAAUUACUAAAAAUAUUACAAGGGCUGGAAUCACUAACUCUACGUUAAAUUACCUACGGCUUUGUGUCAUUCUGGAGCCAAUGCAGGAAUUAAUGUCACGACACAAAGCAUAUGCGCUAAGUCCACGCGAUUGUUUAAAGACGACCCUUUUUCAGAAGUGGCAAAGAAUGGUCGCACCCCCUGGGAAAAAAGACCCGCAGAGGCCGGCCAACAAAAGGCGCAAAAGAAAGGGGUCAAACUCGGGCGGGGGCGCAAACGCAAACACGCCACCAGUGAGUAAUCAAAAGCGUUCUCCGUCCGGUCACAAUUUCUCGCUGUCAUCACAAGACGUCAUGGUUGUAGGAGAACCCACAUUAAUGGGUGGUGAGUUUGGCGAAGAGGACGAACGUCUAAUAACUCGGCUGGAAAAUACACAGUAUGACGGUUCAAACACAAUGGACCAUGAAAAUCACACAGGUUUCGGACAUUCAGAUUCACCAAUAUCUGGUGCAAAUCCUUGGAACAUGGAUCGGUCAGGUGCAAUACCAGCUAGUCCCGGAAGUGGGUCGGUGCAGAACAAUACCAAUAUGUCCGACAUAGACAAAAAGAGCCCGAUAGUCUCUCAAUAAA